CACGUGUCGAGGGAGUGCUGCUGGCCGGAUCACGUGACGGGGGUGCCUCAGGCGUCCCAGCAGCGCAGAGGCGUGUUUAUUAGUUUUUCAGGGUCCGAGACACGGAAGUAGCCGACACCAUGUCGCUCGAGGACCCUUUCUUUGUCGUCAAGGGCGAGGUGCAGAAGGCGGUGAACACGGCCCGCGGGCUGUACCAGCGCUGGACCGAGCUGCUACAGGAGGAGGCGCUGGUCAGCAAGGAGGAGCUGGACUGGACCACCAAUGAGCUGCGGAACAGCCUGAGAUCCAUCGAGUGGGACCUGGAGGACCUGGAGGAGACCAUCGGCAUCGUGGAGUCGAACCCGCGCAAGUUCAAGAUCGAGGGUGACGAGGUGGCGGGGCGGAGAGCCUUCGUGGAGAGCACCAGAGACACAGUCAGGGAAAUGAAAGAUCACAUUUCAAGCCCCUCAGCCGUUGCGAAGACAGAAAGGAAAAGCCGUCAGGCUCUGCUGGGAGGGGGCCCCUCCCGUGGGGGGGUGCAGGCUGACCGCUACACUCUUCUGGAUCAGGACCUGGGAAACUCGCGGUACAUCGAGGACCAGCAGGCACAGCAACAGCUGAUCGUGGAGCAGCAGGAUGAGCAGCUGGAGCUGGUGUCCGGCAGCAUCCGUGUCCUGAAGAACAUGUCGGGACGCAUCGGAGACGAGCUCGAUGAGCAGGCAGUCAUGCUGGGAGAGUUCUCCGAGGAGAUGGAUCAGACGAGUUCUCGCAUGGACAGUGUUCUCAAGAAGAUGGAGAAAGUCUCCCACCUGACCAGCAGCCGACGGCAGUGGUGUGCCAUCGCUGUCCUGGCUGUGAUCCUGGUGGUGGUGCUCAUCCUACUCUUCACUCUGUGAUUGUUGAGUCUGGCCUGGAGAGGGGGGUGGGCCGGACCGAACCGAACCGACAGACCCCCCACAAGCGUGGGACUGACACAGGAACUAAGAAACCAACACCAAAGACACUUUAAAAGACGAAAGCUUUUCUGUUUGUUUUGUGUACGUGGCGUUUUGAAAGAGAAAGCUCGUGGCUCGCUGCGUUUCACUGACCGCAGAGUCACACCCUGUGGAUUCUGCUCCAACGCCCCCUGCAGGGGGGGUGGGGGCGGGCGAUUCCAUUUCCAAUUCAAUCCCAGCACGUCCCUGCUCACCACUGCAAUCCGCAGCGUUCUGUCACAGCGAGCUUCUCACAACAGCGCCAGCAAAUCACUUGCAUGGAAGUCGCUGUUAGUGAACUAACAUCGGCUUCCCGUGAAAGCAGCUGAAUUAUUAGGUCUCAAAUAUGAAUUGAAUGGAAAGGGAAGGGACUCGGAUGAGGUGUCCUAUUCAGGGAUCUACGAGACUCGAGUGUCGCUUAAGCGUUCAGCUGUGGACAGGGUGUGUUUUAGAAUUUGUGGAAACGCAAGCGAUACUGCAGACCCAGCCGUGGUGUAAUAAUGCUGUGGUUCCACCGAGGGGCUCUGGCGAUUCAACCAGGAGAGCGAGCUCGAAUCACAGCUGCACAGGUACGGCUCGGAGGGGCUCUCUCGAAUUCUUUUCGAAUCACCUGCGUAACAGCACAGCGACAGGGAAAAGUGUUUUGGUUAUUCUCUGUAAACGUCUGCAGUCUCGUGAGCUAAAGAUCUGAUCUCGCGAGGAGACGGUGAACGCCGCAGUGUCUAUAGAGAAGUUCAGGAGCGAGAGAGACGGUCCGUGAGCCAGAGAUCCACGUGCGGUGCGGAGGUCUCCUCCCUCAGAGAUCAUGCUUGGGAGUCAGCCUGCCCUACAUCAAAAAACUAACUAUAUAUUUACGAUUUUUGAGAUGUAAAAUAACCUGUUUUUUUUAUCUAAUAUAUAUGUAUGUAUGUAUGUACUGUAACUGCAUUCAGACCCCUGAACACUCAUUAAUAAACAAACACAUGCUUUUUACAAA
Acipenser ruthenus (sterlet) is the source of this 1929-nucleotide messenger RNA. RefSeq names its product syntaxin-6-like. The record is from RefSeq and is a predicted model, not a curated record. NCBI's taxonomy places the organism in Eukaryota, Metazoa, Chordata, Actinopteri, Acipenseriformes, Acipenseridae. The coding region runs from base 120 to 875 and encodes 251 amino acids. Gene Ontology annotation, biological process: Golgi vesicle transport. Gene Ontology annotation, cellular component: membrane. The transcript has 8 exons.